Molecule: messenger RNA, 2747 nt
Organism: Colletotrichum scovillei
Lineage: Eukaryota; Fungi; Ascomycota; Sordariomycetes; Glomerellales; Glomerellaceae
Product: Brf1-like TBP-binding domain-containing protein
Exons: 2
Coding region: 424-2589 (721 amino acids)
Biological process (GO): DNA-templated transcription initiation; transcription preinitiation complex assembly; transcription by RNA polymerase III
Cellular component (GO): nucleus; transcription factor TFIIIB complex; transcription preinitiation complex
Molecular function (GO): TBP-class protein binding; RNA polymerase III general transcription initiation factor activity; RNA polymerase III type 3 promoter sequence-specific DNA binding
Source: RefSeq, a predicted model, not a curated record
CGACCAUCUCGUCGCCAACCCCACAAAAUUUCCCAUUCUUCACCUCAUUUCGCCAACCACCAGUAUCCCUCUGCAGACAAUCCAUAGCAGACUCCGUCUUCAAUUCACUUACACUCUAUUCGCCCAUCGCAUUUCUACUGCCCACAUCACCGAACGCGUCGACAACUUCCCACCGAGCCACGCCUGCGCACGCCAUUGUCUUUAUCCACGUUGUCGAAGGUGCGAAGGUGAAGUAGACUGGCAACCUCUGUAGCCUGGUGCUGGAGGAAAGGGGACGUUCACGAGGCCAUUCACAACUUCGCAUUCCGCAUCUCCCGAACGCCCAUGCUGCAAACAACUCUACUUUUCUCGACAAAAUUCUCCUAGGCCUCCCGACACCCCAUCGAGUCGCCUCCGCCUUCGCAGGGCGCCGACAUCGAAACAAUGUCCUCCUUCCUAACACCCACCAAGAAGUCCCAAAAGCCGGCUGCCAAGUCGAAGCCUUUCCAACCACCAAACCGCAUUCGAGCCAUUCGCGAGCAAGCCGAACGCCAGCAAGCUAGUGCCGCCGCCGCCGCAGCCAACGCUGCUGCUCAGGCACAACAGAACCGAGCAAGACCCCCUACUGUCGCCAUCUCGAAUCGUCCACAAUGUCCGAACAAGGCCUGUGUCAAGCCCAAUGUCGUCGACGGCAUCUGUCAAACCUGCGGUCGAGUCGCCGAUGACAGCAACAUUGUUGCCGAAGUUCAGUUUGGCGAGACCUCUUCCGGUGCCGCCAUGGUACAGGGAAGCUAUAUCGCCGCUGACCAAGCUGGUGUGAGGAGCAUGGGCCCAGCCUUUCGCCGCGUUGGUGGCUCCGACGACAGAGAGAAGACCAUCCGCGAGGCUCGCGCCCUGAUGCAGGGUUAUGCUCAGCGCCUCAAUCUCAGCGAUAACACUGUCAACACCGCUGUGCAGUGUUUCAAGCUCGCCUCCCAGUCAGGUUUCACGCAGGGUCGAAAGAUCAUCACCGUCGCAGCUGUCUGCCUCUACGCUGCAUGCAGAAUGGAAAGGCCGUGUCGCGUCAACGUGUUUGUAUUAGGAAGAACCUUCAAGGCGUUGACCAGGACUCUUUGCCUCUUCCCAAGCGGAGAGUCUCCGGUCUUCCCGGAAGACAUCAUCUACCGAUUCGCCUCCAAGCUCGAAUUCAAGCAUAUGACCAAUCGAGUCGCCGAAGAUGCUGUCCGCCUUGUCCGCCGCAUGAAGCAAGAUUGGAUUGUCAUGGGCCGUCGUCCGUCUGGUAUCUGUGGAGCGUGUCUUCUGAUGGCUGCGCGGAUGCACAACUUCCGGCGAACCGUUCGAGAAGUUGUUUAUAUUGUUAAGGUCACGAACCACACCAUCCAGGAACGUCUCGAGGAGUUCAACGUGACGGAGACCAGUAAAAUGACGGUAGAAGACUUCUUGUCCCAAGAUUUCGGCUCUAGCUCUCACGACCCCCCGUCUUUCUACCGGAACACCGAGGCUUGGCAAGCGCAACAGGCAGAGCUUGGCAAGAAGCGUAAGCGAACUAUCAUAGACGACGGUGAUAACAACAGAACGACACCUGCGCCCUCUCUGCCACCGCCUGAUCUGUCUGCAGCGCCGACUAUUGAGUAUCGCCGAGAUAAGGACGGCUACAUUAUCCCCCCUCUCCCGUCGAAAAUUGCCGUCAACGAGCCAGCUUUAAGGGAUGCUAACAGCACCCAACAUCUUGAGGGCCUGGCUCAAGAAUUCGGCGACGCCGAGAAGGAAAACGAAGAGUCAUCGCAGACGGAUGCUGGUAGUGAAAAGACGCGGCAACCGAAGCCGUCGUUGCCAAUCAACGAAGAGUGGGAGGAAGAUGAGGCCGAGAUGGAAGAUCAGAUCUCGGAAAUUAUGAAUGAUCCCGAGACCUACGAGCACGCCAAAGCUUUCAGCAACGCCGAGCAACGAGCUCGCAUCCACUCGAUCUGGGCCCUUCAGCAGCAACCAGACAAGGCUGUCUCAAUGGCGCCGGAGGUUGGCGAAGACGAGUUCGCCGAUGAUCCCGAAGUUGCGAACUGCAUGUUGACUCCUGAUGAGAUCAAGAUCAAGGAGCUUCUGUGGGUCAAUGAAAACAAAGACUGGCUGCGCGCGUCGCAGGAGCGUCUGUUCCGCAAGAAGCUGGAGGAGAAGAAGCCUAAGAAGGAUCGCAAGCGGAAGAAGCGCCCUCGUAUUGGCGAAGGCCAGACGACACCUGCCAGCACACCGGGCGAGGCUGCUGUGAAUGUCAUGAAGGAGCGUGGUUUUUCGAAGCGCAUCAACUACGAGGCUAUCCGGCAGAUGUUCGACGUCGCUGGUCAAGGUGACCCUGGCUCCCGGCCUGAGAGUGAAGCUGCGAGCCGUCCUACGAGUAAGGCGCCUAGUGUUGUGGAUGACCACUACGACGAAGAAGAAGAGGAAAUCGAGCCCAUUGAUGGCGACGGGGGCCAUGAGCACCAAGACGACGAGUACGGUGGUGGGGAUGACUACGAUGACAUGGGCGACGAAUCCCACAUGUACGAUGAGGACGAUCAGGGGAUGGGCGAAGACGAUGACGACGACGACUUUGGUCUCAACGACGACGAUGAGUGAGCAUACUCAGUCGCGCAAUGUCUUGUCUUUUAGGAAUUGGGCCAAUCGUGGAGGAUGGCUUGCUUGUGUUUGAUACCCCAUGAGCUUCGAAUUUGUCGAGGCCCGGCUGCGCUGCCCAUGCACAUGAUUGCGCGUCUUAUGGAUAGAGCAUCUUAGAC